Molecule: messenger RNA, 882 nt
Organism: Ceutorhynchus assimilis (cabbage seed weevil)
Lineage: Eukaryota; Metazoa; Arthropoda; Insecta; Coleoptera; Curculionidae
Source: the annotation of a GenBank genome assembly
AUGUCCAAAAUAACUAAUUUUUUACCUAGAUUCAUGAAGUACCAAAAACCACGAACAAAUGUACGUUACUUUACAACAACUUAUAAAUGUUUUUUGUCAAAUGAUAACCCAGAAGCCACACAAAUAGCCUCUUCCCUUGAACAACGAGAUACAAAGAACUCCAAUGAAGAAAUUUUGGAUGCCUACCAGGAGAAACUCAAAUAUUCAACACUUUUAACAGAAGGCAAAGCAAGUAGAUAUGGUAAUUUCAACCUAACUCGAGGUAUAAAUGGAGUUUAUGACAUAGAAGACCUAAUUGAAGUCUUAAAAAAUCAACAGGCUGAAGAAAUUUUCGUAGCUAACACCCCCAAAGAACUAAAUUAUGUUGAUUACAUUGUAGUAGUUUCUGGAAGAUCACAAAGACAUAUGCAAGCCAUUGCACAAUUUGUUAAGAGAAUCUAUAAACACAAGAGAUAUAGUUUGGAUAUGCUGCCUAAAAUCGAAGGAGAAAAUUCCCCAGACUGGAUAGCCAUGGAUAUGGGGAAUAUUGCUCUGCAUAUAUUUUCCAGUAACAGUAGGUUGGUUUAUGAUCUUGAUUCUUUGUGGGCGGUAGGGCCCAACUAUGAUGAAAAGUCUAAUAGAAAGGAAGCUUUGUCUAGUUUAUUGGAAAGUCAUACAUUGUCUAUGGUAGGUUUAGAACCAGCAAAAUAAAAUGGUUAACUAUCUAUAAAUAUUUAUUUUAUUAGAAAAAUUUAAAUAAUUAGUUACAUUUUGUAGAACAUUUGUAUCUAUCUACCCAUAAUCACGUAUGUUAUAUCUACAGGAUUUUUUAUUUAAAAAAAAUUGUAAAUUUUAGUGUAUCUUGUAAAAUGUUUUGUUGUUUUGUCACCGUCAACAGCGAGA